AUGACCACCUUCAAGGACAUUUACCGCAAAGACGGGAUCAAGGGAACCAACAAAGGUGUCAAUACCGUGGCCGUCAAGCUUGAUGUGAUGGGCAAAGUUUCACACAACAGUAUAAUGCAUUUCCUUCCGCAGGCUGUCUCUAAGUGGAUUGGUAUAUGCAAGAUGUAUCAAAGAUCCAAAGGGAACAAGGACGGAGUAAGGAAAAUUACCUUUGAGGAAUCAUAUCACCGACAUUGA
Messenger RNA from Sclerotinia sclerotiorum 1980 UF-70, 237 nucleotides. RefSeq lists its product with no specific name. The record is from RefSeq and is a predicted model, not a curated record. The coding region runs from base 1 to 237 and encodes 78 amino acids. The transcript has 2 exons. Lineage: Eukaryota; Fungi; Ascomycota; Leotiomycetes; Helotiales; Sclerotiniaceae.